AUGGUUAAACGCAAAUCACCCGAGGAACAUCGUAAGGGAGAUAAGGGAGAUAAAGAAGAUAACUUUGAUAAGGAACUGGAUAGCUUGUUUACAUCCAGCGCUGGUCCGUCCACUGUGAAAUCUAGAAAGGUUGAUCACAAAGCCCAGGUGAAGAAGGUUAAGGAUGCUGUUAGCUCUCUUAAUAAGUCAAAGCCAUCAACUGGUCGUGGUGAUGGUGGUGGUGGAAGCAACAGCAACAGCGACGGUGAUAGCGACGGCGAUAACAAGAAGGAUAACGACGGCCAUCACAGCGACAACAACAUUAACAACCAAGAAGACAUUGAUGACGAAACUCUCGCGGAAUUCGCUAAAGAGAUGGGAAGAGACGAUGACGAUCUCAAAGCCGAUGACAACGAGUGGGAAGACGACAACGACGACAACGACGACAUCCACGACAAGAAGAAGGACACGAAAAAGAAGCAAGCUCCGCGGGUGUACAAGAUUGAAGACGAGACACCCGAGCAGAAGAACAACAGAACAAUCUUUGUCGGUAAUGUUCCAGCCGAAGCAGCCAAGAAUAAAUCACUGUCCAAGAGACUCGUUCAACACCUCAUGCAAGUCUCUGAACUACCACCGACAGCUAAACACGACAGCACGCGCUUUAGAUCCGUUGCUUUUAGUGUGCCCACAUCAGCAUCUGCAAAAUCAGAAGCUGAUAACAAUCGCUAUCAAACACCAAAACAGAAGCGCAAAGUGGCAUUCAUAAAGCAUGACCUCCAUCCAGACGCUGCUUCCGUCAACGCAUACGUUGUCUUUGGGUUUAGGAGACCGAAUGAUGUCACUCUGCUCAACAACAAAGACAAAGAUGUGCCACCUUCACAAGUAGCUCAGAAGGUCGUUGAGCGUGGUAAUGGUACAACGUUUGAAGGAAGAGUCUUGCGCGUUGAUCGCGUACUCAAUCUCGACAAGAAGGGCACUAGCUGGCAUAUUGACAAAGACAUGGCUAAGCGCACUCUCUACGUUGGCAGAUUGGAUUUCGCACAGAAGGAGACAGAGUUGGGUGAGUUUAUAGAAAAGCUGCUCAAAGAGGAGAAGGGCGAGUAUGUUGGAGUAGAUAAGGACGAUAAAGCCAAGUCGUGGGUUAGAGGUGUGAGGAUAGUGCGCGAUCCAGACACACAGCUCGGAAAAGGGUUCGGGUAUGUGCAUCUAGCGGAUAAUGAUUGCGUCCAAGAGCUGCUUCUGCUGCCCGAUGAGCGCAGACGGCUGAACAAGCGCACGCUGCGAUUCGCAAAAUCGAAAGCAUCUGGAAAGCAGAAGCCACAGGAGGAUCUUAAGCGAGACGACAAGAAGGAAGCCAAGGAGUCAAAGAAAGCGUCGGGUAUAUCGGCUAAAGCGGGCAAGAUUGUCAGGGGCGACCCUGCGCUCGGGGAGAAGCUGUCAGAAAUGACGAAAGAGACGCGAAAGACGAUCAAAGCGGCGGAUGGAGUAAGGCAAGCACGACGCACAGCGAAGAAGCAGCAAGCGUUGUCUAAGAAGCAGGGGGAUCAGAAGAUGACACUCAACAAGCCGAGGAGGAAGGUGAGUGAGAAGAAGCCGGGGAAGAAGAACAAGAGGACACCUUCAGAUAAGGCGUUAUCUAAGCGUAAUGCUAAGAAGUAG
Molecule: messenger RNA, 1638 nt
Organism: Wallemia ichthyophaga EXF-994
Lineage: Eukaryota; Fungi; Basidiomycota; Wallemiomycetes; Wallemiales; Wallemiaceae
Product: Nucleolar protein 12
Exons: 2
Coding region: 1-1638 (545 amino acids)
Molecular function (GO): RNA binding
Source: RefSeq, a predicted model, not a curated record